AUGGGUCGACGGAACACUGCCAAGACCGGUGACAAGGCAGUCUACAACUCAAGACCUUCCGUUUCGAAGAACGGCGAGUUGAGAUUAGGAGACGAUAAAUUUAUGCGAGUUGGGAAUUCUUCAGAUGAUGAUUCAGUUGGUGAUGACGGAUCAACAGGUAGCAAUACUCUUGCCAAACAAAAUGUCAUGGAUCUGGGGAUAGAAGAAGGGAGUGACUCAAGCGAUGAGAGCAGUGGAGAUGAAGACGAGGGAUCCCUACAAGAUGGGGUACGCGAAGAAGAGAAAGACUCGUAUGUGGGCUCCUCUUCAGGCGAGGAAGAUUCCUCGUUGGAGAACAAUCUGGACUCCAGUCGUUGGGGGAAGAAAAAGUCAUUAUACUAUCACGGGGACACUGCUGACAUCGAAAUCGGCCAGGAGAAAGAGGAUGCGUUUGACGAAGAGGAAGCGGCGAAGGAGGUCGAGUCUUCCAGAUUUCAGGUUAUGGAUGAUGAUGAUUUCAUGCCGGAGGAAACAUCUGAAAAUGACGAAGGUAGGGCAAAGAAGGCGGAACAGCUCGAUGGAGACGCAAGCAGAACUGCAACUCGUGAAUUGGCAAAUUUUUCUUCAAAAGAGAAGCGUAGAUUUAUCAAGAAACAGCAUCCAGAGCUUCUUCCCCUUGUUGCUUUUUUUUCUGAUGUUUGCACAGAGUGCAAACGUGCAACGCACGCAGCCAACGCUCUAUUCAAUCGAAGCAGUGAUAUCAUUGAGAAUGUCGGUGCAACGAAGGAGGGCCAGCAAUAUUUGCUGACAAAGUCUAUCCUUGGAACCUCUGCUGCAUUGAAUGCUGCAAUUUAUCUUCUCCUGAAACAAGACGCGAAUGGCGGUGCAGGUGAGAGAAGGUCGGCCUCUGAUAUCCAGUGUCAUCCAGUGAUGGCGCAAUUGCAAAAGUGCGUGGUCUUCGCUGAUGCAUUAAAGCAGGAUGUUGGAAUCCACAGAGAUAAUAUUGAGGACCAGAUCUCUUACCUUAUUCAGGCUAUUGCGAUGAUGGAUGGAGAAAGCGGCAAUCAAGAUAGUGAUGCGUCUAUGACUAAUUCGGACGAGGGAGAUAAGGGUAUCUCCGUAGUGCCUGAGACGUCACUCAAGCCACAAGAGAAUGAUGAACAAGAUUUUGACACUAUUGGUGUUGCUUCUGAAACGGUAUCGUCAAAAAUUGUAGAGACAGAGGAUUAUUUGAUGAAUGAGGCAAAGUUUGGCUUACGCGCAUCCGAGGUCGUAAAACGAUCCACUGUUUCGAAGCGACGCAAGGAGUCAGCAGACAAUUACUUUGGUGACCUGAACAAUGAAGAGAUCCGACGCAAAAAACACUUCUUAUCCACCAUAAAUACUUUGGAGCAAAAAUCCAGAAAAGAGCCGAAGCGUACUCAGGUUGAAGAAAUUGACGAGACCGCAGAAAAUAGUGCUUUAGUCCAAGGAUUAAAUAUGAUGGAGGAAGAGCUGCGUACAACAUCCGAUGUCGACGAACAGAAAGAGAGCAAUGAUAUGAAGGAGGACAUUUGGUCAGAAACACGCAAAUCUCAUCCAACUCGUGAUUUCUAUUCUGCUGUUGCAGGUAGAAGCAAACAAAGAAAGGCAAUCAAGAAGAAACUUUACGAAGUGGCGCCCAAGUUCCCUGGCACUGUCGCUGAGGUAUCCGGGGAACGUGCGAUUAGCAGAGCUAUGCUGAAGAACCGAGGCCUAGUAGCUCACAAAGCCAAAAUUAACAGGAAUCCCCGUGUGAAGAAGCGCGAACAGUACCGCAAGGCCCUCAUUUCACGAAAGGGAACAGUGAGAGAAAUUCGAACUUCCGAGGGACACAAGUAUUCGGGUGAGGAAACUGGAAUCAAGAGCGGAAUCAGUAGAAGUAGGAAGCUAUAA
Molecule: messenger RNA, 1893 nt
Organism: Cylindrotheca closterium
Lineage: Eukaryota; Bacillariophyta; Bacillariophyceae; Bacillariales; Bacillariaceae
Source: the annotation of a GenBank genome assembly